GAAAUUUUCAUCCUCACCGGCUUCCCCGGUACAGAGGAGUCUCAGGUCUCGCUCGCCGUCCCCUUCUGUCUGAUGUACGUUGCGGCACUUCUGGGGAACUCUCUCCUCCUCUACAUCAUAGCGACAGAACGAAGCCUCCAUGAGCCCAUGUACCUUUUCCUCUCCAUGCUGGCUGCUGCUGAUCUGCUGUUAUCCACCACCACAGUGCCCAAGAUGCUGGCCGUGUUCUGGUUCGGUGCAGGGGAAAUUUCUUUUGCUGCCUGCCUCACCCAGAUGUUCUUUGUCCAUGCCAGUUUUAUCGCCGAGUCGGGCAUCCUGCUGGCCAUGGGUUUUGAUCGGUACGUUGCCAUCUGCAACCCCCUGAGAUACACCACCCUGCUCACCACACCUGUGGUCGGGAAGAUUGGGCUGGCGGUUCUCACAAGGAGUUUCUGUCUCGUUUUCCCUUUUAUAUUUCUCGUUUUGCGGCUGACGUUCUGCAGAACCAACCGCCUGCCUCACACCUAUUGCGAGCACAUGGCCAUAUCCCGGCUGGCCUGUGGUAAUAUCACAGCCAACUUCUAUUAUGGCUUAGUCCUCGGUUUAUUAGCAAUUGGCUUGGACGCUGUGCUCAUUGCUGGGUCUUACACGCUGAUCGUCAGGGCCGUCUUCCGGCUCCCGUCCAAGGGUGCCCGGCUCAAGGCUUUACACACCUGCGGCUCCCACAUCUGUGUCAUCCUGAUGUUCUACACGCCAGCUUUUUUCUCCUCUUUCGCACACCAAUAUGGGCACAUCUUCCCCGGUUCCAUCCUCAACCUCCUGGCCAACCUCUACGUGCUCCUUCCCCCCAUGUUAAACCCCGUCAUUUAUGGGGUGGCAACAAAAGAGAUCCUGAAUCGGGUGAUCAAGGUGUUUUAUCCAACGUGCAUCUGA
Pelodiscus sinensis (Chinese soft-shelled turtle) is the source of this 912-nucleotide messenger RNA. Lineage: Eukaryota; Metazoa; Chordata; Testudines; Trionychidae. The record is from RefSeq and is a predicted model, not a curated record.